GGCUACCAAAUUUCCUGAGUUUCCCAUUCUACCCCUGCCGACCGACACAUUCCCCUGUCUCGCGCCCGACGCCGCCCAGCACUCGUUCCCCAUCACUCGUCUCUCUCUCGCGCCCGACGCCGUCCUCUCCCCGUCGAUGUGCCCUCUCGCCGGCAUCUUGCUCCGCACCAUCGCCUAGCUCACCGCUCCCAACGCGCCACCCUCUCAAACUUCGGCAAUGCACUGCUGGGCGAGGAGUAGAUGCAGAAAGCUGCCAUUUUUAUGCGCCGGCAACGCGCUACUGGGCGAGGAGGAGGCGCGCGCUGGCGCUAGAUCUGAGUGCGUUGGCGCUCGAUCUGCUUUGUGGAGAGGCAUGAAGGAGGCGCUGAAGCGGAGCCGGAGCGGCGCCGGCGCGGGCGUGAAGACGGCGGCAGUAGGAGCUGGAGCCCGAGCAGGUGGAGGUGGAGCCGCAUCUGGACCAUGUACUGCAUCAAGAUGGAUGGAGUAGAGAGCCUAGAGUAGGAAAGAGCCUUGGACAGGAGCCAUGGACAGCGCAUGACAGAGCCAUGGACAGUGCAGCAUCACAAACUUCAUUCCUGUAGAACCUGAUGCAGCGCAGCAUCACAACCUUGAUGGAAGGGGGCCAGGACAUGAAGGGAAAAGCUCCUGCCCAUAUCGAUUCAAGAGGAGAGGAGGGCCAUGGAGGGAGAAGCCUGCUGCUGCAAUACGUACCUUGUCGUCCUCAUGCAGGUGGGGUGUACUUGAGGUCUGGGAGAUCCAUGUUCUCCGGGCAACUGAAAAGAACUUUCAAGAUUGUUUUAAAGAAGGGCUAUUGGAAAAAGAUGUGUGAGAGUAUUAGUGACUCAUGUGUGGGCAUGCCGCACCUUUCAGAUGCAGAGGGAGUAAUGGGCGAGGAGAUGAACCUAGGCGAGCAAAAUUGAGAACUCUAGCUAAAGCAGCUCCUGCCCAGCGGCGAGGACUUCAGCGGCAGCAACACCUGUGCAUGGGGAGGAACAGCCCCUGGGCGCGCGCAGGCAGCAGCUCGCCUCCACCAGCGGGCGACAGCAGAGCACCAGCUCGCCUCCACCAGCGGCCGGCAGCAGAGCAGCAGCUCGUCUCCACCAGCGGGCGGUAGCAGAGCACCACCUGGGUGCGCGCGGGCCAGGAGGAGCCCCUGGCCUGGGAGAGGAGGAGCGCGGGGGUGGAGAUGGAGGUGGAGGGCGGGGGUGGAGGUGGAGGUGGAGGGCGGGUGGCGGAGCCGCGGAGGCGGAGGUGGAGCGCCGGGGCGGAGGCAGAGGUGGAAGACGCUGAGGAAGAAGACUGACUGAUUCAAAGUUUGAACUGGGGGCAUAAAUGUCCAUUUGCCCAUUUUCACCUGGUUGGAACAUAUUCCCCAGCGACAUACAUUUUGGAACAGAGGGAGUAGCUCUUUGCUUCAGAACAAACCUCAAGGAUGGAGAAAAAGCCCUGACCAAAUUCAUCAAACGCAAAGUAAUCAAGAAUUCAGGAGUAAACUCCCAGGGUUUCUUGUCUGGGCAAUUUGCCACAGAGUGACCCUGACCAUAGCCAUCACACUUCAAAGGAGUGGAUAACGAUGCCAGGAUAACACUAUUUUUGUGUGCAUCACUACCCAACAAUGUCUCUGCUUCAUUGCGCUCUC
Triticum aestivum (bread wheat) is the source of this 1639-nucleotide messenger RNA. RefSeq lists its product as uncharacterized. The coding region runs from base 588 to 920 and encodes 110 amino acids. NCBI's taxonomy places the organism in Eukaryota, Viridiplantae, Streptophyta, Magnoliopsida, Poales, Poaceae. The transcript is spliced from 6 exons. The record is from RefSeq and is a predicted model, not a curated record.